Molecule: messenger RNA, 2130 nt
Organism: Sporothrix schenckii 1099-18
Lineage: Eukaryota; Fungi; Ascomycota; Sordariomycetes; Ophiostomatales; Ophiostomataceae
Exons: 1
Coding region: 1-2130 (709 amino acids)
Biological process (GO): mRNA splicing, via spliceosome
Cellular component (GO): post-mRNA release spliceosomal complex
Source: RefSeq, a predicted model, not a curated record
AUGGAUGGUCUCGCCGAGUUCGAAAAAACAAUUGCAAUUGAGAAGGCAAACAGAGAAGAUUUGAAACGCAAAGAACGAAAAUACCGUCAUCGUCAUCGCCACGAUCGUCAUCACCGUCACCACCGAAGCGUGUCUUCGAGGAAUCGCAACAAUCGGGACACGACCAAGGACCACGGUCGUGACUCGUCUUCAGACAGCGACAAGCAUAUCAGAAGAGUGGAAAAAGGUAGUCAUGGCGAUCCCCGGCAAGUAGACCUGUAUGACGACCGAAAACCUGUCGACAACGGCGGUCAUCGAGAAAAGCGUCCACGAAACGAAGAAAUACAAGUACUCGGCGCUAAGAUUCAAGCGGAUAAUCCACCACCAGCGAGGGACUCGUGGAUGACUGCUCCCUCGGGGGUGGGUAUUGACUAUGUCUACCGAUCAGAAAAAGAAGUCCAGGUGCCGUCUACAAACAACACUUCCCGCCACGUAAUUUCAGAGCGUGAACUGAACAGCUCGGCCUUACAACACGUCAACAACGGAAAACCGAUCGACGAGCUGCGAGAUCAUAUCCAGCGCGGAACUAAAUACAUAUUCGGUGAUGAAGGAUCCCAGUGGCGAAUGACAAAACUCAGAGGAGUGUACACGAUAUCUGAGAAGAGUGGUCGACCGAUAGAGGAAGUAGCCGUUGACCGGUUUGGAAGUCUCCUUGAAUUCGACGACGCACGCGAAGAGAGGGAGGAACUGGAGCGGAGGAGGCUCUACGGUAAAGACUACGCCCUCAAGGACAAGCCCACGGGUGAUUUACAUCGAAAGCGGACUGCACAACUAAACCAGGAACCGUUAAGACCAGAAUAUACCAGUUCCGACAGCGACGGCGACAACGGUGGCAGCAACCUUGAAAAAGGUACGAGUGGGACAAAGGCAUCCAAACAGCAACUGCCUUAUGCACCGACAGACCAGACGACACUUAACCGCCUACGUGCGGCUUUGAUGAAGGCAAAACUACGAAAGGACCCGAAUCUGUCAACGCUUCAGCUGGAAUAUGAUGUUGCUGUGGCCGCGUUAUCUUCAAAAACUGACAACGGGCAGGCCGUUGUGCUUGAUGCAUCUCACAGUCGCAUGUUAGCGGGCACGCGGGCUGAAGUCAAGUCAAUCGACACUAAACGUGGUAAAGAACGUGGGCUGGUUGAGGCCAACGACGAUAUAAACAUUGAAGAUAUGAUGCGUGAGGAACGGAGGACCCGAGGUGUGGCUGGUGGCGAAGCACUGCGACUGGCGGAGAGCAUAUCUAAAGACGCCAAAUACGACAACGACCUCGAAUACCUCGAUGAGAAUGCCGAAAAACUUGCGAGGAACACACACAAGUCAGAAUCGAACCUGAAAAACAUUGCCAUCCAUGAGUUCACUAAAAUGAACAGGAUUUUGGAAGCGUGCCCUCUCUGCCACCAUGAAGAUCGCAAACCGCCAUACGACCUGCCUCUGGCACCUAUCGUUUCUCUAGCCACUCGUUCUUUCCUCACAAUCUCGACCGAUCCGGAACUCACGGGUGCGGAGGGGGGUGCCGUCAUUGUACCAACGGAACACCAUAUUAAUCUUUUAGAAUGUAACGACGACGAGUGGGAGGAAAUCCGCAACUUUAUGAAGUCCCUAACGCGGCUCUACCAUGACCAAGGGCGAGAUGUCAUCUUUUACGAAAACGCAGCAGCUCCUCAUCGUCGUAUGCAUGCGGCACUGGUAGCAGUCCCUAUCCCUUACGAGCUCGGCGACACGGCCCCGGCGUUCUUCAGAGAGGCAAUGUUAACCGCCGAUGAGGAAUGGAGCCAACACACGAAGAUCAUCGACACAGGGAAGCGCGCGCGAGAGGGCCUUGGCAAGUCGGCAUUUCGGAAGAGUAUUGCAAAGGAAAUGCCUUACUUCCAUGCCUGGUUUUCGAUAGAUGGGGGGCUUGGCCAUGUAGUUGAGGAUGGCGACCGGUGGCCUAAGGGAGACCUCUUUGCUAGAGAGAUUAUUGGCGGUAUGCUGGAUGUCGAUUCAAGCGUCAUCAAACGCCAGGGCCGUUGGACAAGGAACGACCCACGCUGCGAUGACUUCAAGAGCCGAUGGAGGAAAUUUGACUGGACGAGAAUUAUACAGGGUGCUGCCUAA